AUGAAGUCCUUUGACAUUGAAAAGCCCAUGGAUGCCGCCAAAGAGAGAGUUCUGCCGAGGGCCAGCGUGGUCUUCGGCAUCAGCUUGUGCACUGCCUCGCUGGCAUUCAUGGCUUUAGGGCCAGAUUCAGCGGGGCUCUCGGGACUGUUGCUAGCUUUCAAAACAGGACAAAGUUCUUCUCCCGCACCGCUCCUCGGCGACGGCACUGCAGUGGAUUGGUGGUUUGCCUUCAAGCCUACCACGGAUGCGUUUCCAAAGUGCUCCAGUAGUAUAACCUGCAUGUUCGGCGGCAGCAAGGAGUCGUACAAUGGCUGGGGUUUGCAGUACAUCCUUUCCCAUGGUAGCAAGGGCGCAACGUCUGCAAUGCAGCUUCACACCGACUGCUUGGGAAAUGGGGAGGACCCGGUAGCAAAGACCUUUGAACAGGUCUAUUCUGGCGGAGCCGCAAACUAUGUCAUAUGGAACGACCAGUUCUACGACGACCCAGUGCUCAACAUCCAGCCACCGUGUGUCAAAUAUUGUGCAGGUCCGUGGGGCCACAGCAAGGGGGUCAUGGCUUGGGGUGAGGAUGGCACGGGCUUUGUGAUGCAGGUGACCACGCCUGAUUGGCCAGGGUCUGGCUCUCCCAAAAAGCCGCGCAGCAAGCAGGGCAACACUUUGGGAUGUGUCAACGAUGACAACAUCAAAGUUGCACAGCACUUCUUCGCAUUGCGCCUGGCGACAUCGGAUGACACGAAGACGGUUCUACAGGCACUGCAGCGGGCCUCGGUUGCAACAGACCCAAGCAACGACCAGCUGGUUAAGCUCACAAGCGGUCCGGCCGAGCUGUCCAGCUUGGCCAAGCAACUGGGCAGGCAGGUCUUGGAUAAUCUCACGCCGUUCUCCGGGACCCUCAGCGUCAAGACCACCAGUCAGGUGCGACUGCUUGCGAAGCCGUCUGGGCUACAUGUGCCACCCUGGCACAUGGUCUCCUCCAUGCUGGGGUCCCCGUUGCGCACGGCCUCCUGGUGGGGGAAGCCUGAGAUCAACUCCACGAAGGAUGGCUUUGUCCCAGGUUGCUGGAAUAAGAACCUUAAAUCUCCAAAGGAAGUGCAGGUGGCACUCAGCGGCCAGUGGGAAGGUACAACCUUCAGUCUCGAAGGACGUCCAACUACUGAUGGCAAUCAUGCGAAGCUUGGACACAGCCUUUCAGGGUCCAAGCUGACUGUUCUGGCAGACAUGAACCAGGAAGGAAGCUUGAAUGGAAACGCUGGCGGUGAAGACAGCUGUGAGAUUUCCCAGAACGGUCGUGGCGGCCUCUUCUUCGUGGUAGAAGAUGAAGUGCUCCACAGCGGGCUGUCGGAGCUGCUCAAGGGCUCCACUGCGGCCUAUGUCGGUGGAUCGCCGAGCCCAAGUCCGUCUCCAUCCCCGUCUCCGUCUCCGUCUCCGUCCUGCGGUGGCAAAGGCAAGUCCUGGGGCUCCUGUCGCCAAAGCGGUUGCACGUACGUGCACAAGGAGGAUGCGAAAGCUUGUGGCGUCCCAGGCUAUGGGUGCUACCCGAGUGCCAGCCUUUCGGCCACCUGCCCCAAGGCAAUGUUGGCGUGA
Symbiodinium necroappetens is the source of this 1584-nucleotide messenger RNA. NCBI's taxonomy places the organism in Eukaryota, Dinophyceae, Suessiales, Symbiodiniaceae. The record is from the annotation of a GenBank genome assembly.